GCCUGGACUGUGAAAAGGGAUCCUUACGAACGAACUCAUAUCCCCUUGCCUCCUUAUUUCUUCUCUGAUCACCUCCCUGGGUCAUCCUCCGAUCUGCGCUCCUGCCAGAUCAGCAUUGGACCGGGGUCUGCUUUCUGAACUACGUGUUGAUGUAGCACCAGCCAGCCCUUUGGCCUUCUCUCACUCCUGGGCUUCGUCUUGUCACCUGAUCGCCUUAGAGUGGUAGGACCCUCAGCUGUGUCAUCGGACAUUCUGGUUAUUGAAGACAGAAACUGCUCCGUCUCUGCAGCCCAAAAUCUCUGAUAUUGGAUAUCGCGGCCCCUGCGUUGUUACUUCAGUGUCAGGCCACAGGCCUGAGGUUGCGCCGCUGCGAUGGCCACCAAUAGGGAACGGCAGGUGGGUCACAUGACAGGCUUCCCGCCUGCUGUUUACCCAUUCCCCUUCAACUCCAUCCGGAGCCACUCCUCCUUUGACCUGCUGGCCAAUGGAAGCCUCUUCGGCAGAUUUGGGGCGGACCUUCCAAAAGAGAUGGCAGCACUGUCGGUGGAGACUCAGAGCACCAGCUCAGAGGAAAUGGUGCCCAGCUCGCCCUCCCCACCCCCUCCGCCACGCGUCUACAAACCCUGCUUUGUGUGCCAGGACAAGUCCUCAGGGUACCACUACGGGGUCAGCUCCUGUGAGGGGUGCAAGGGGUUCUUCCGGCGCAGUAUCCAGAAGAACAUGGUGUACACCUGCCACCGCGACAAGAACUGCCAGAUAAACAAGGUGACGCGGAACCGCUGCCAGUACUGCCGGCUGCAGAAGUGCUUCGAAGUUGGCAUGUCCAAGGAAGCAGUGCGGAACGACCGCAACAAGAAGAAGAAGGAUGUAAAGGAGGAGGCCGUCCUGCCUGAGAGCUAUGAGCUGAGCGGCGAGCUGGAGGAGCUGGUCAACAAAGUCAGCAAAGCUCACCAGGAGACCUGCCCCUCUCUGUGCCAGCUGGGCAAAUACACCACCAACUCAAGCUCAGACCACCGAGUGCAGCUGGACCUGGGUCUGUGGGACAAGUUCAGCGAGCUCUCCACCAAGUGCAUUAUCAAAAUCGUAGAGUUUGCCAAGCGGCUGCCUGGCUUUACGUCACUCACCAUCGCCGACCAGAUCACACUGCUCAAAUCAGCUUGCCUGGACAUCCUGAUGCUGCGGAUCUGCACUCGCUACACACCGGAGCAGGACACCAUGACCUUCUCGGACGGGCUGACCCUGAACCGCACGCAGAUGCACAAUGCUGGGUUCGGACCACUCACCGACCUGGUGUUCGCCUUCGCCGGCCAGCUGCUGCCCCUGGAGAUGGAUGACACAGAGACUGGGCUUCUCAGCGCCAUCUGCCUGAUUUGUGGAGAUCGCAUGGACCUGGAGGAGCCGCAGCGUGUUGACCGGCUGCAGGAGCCCCUGCUGGAAGCCCUGAAGAUUUAUGCCCGGCGCCGCCGGCCCAACAAGCCACACAUGUUUCCCCGCAUGCUGAUGAAGAUCACUGACCUCCGCGGCAUAAGCACCAAGGGGGCUGAGAGAGCAGUCACCCUGAAAAUGGAGAUCCCGGGCCCCAUGCCGCCCCUGAUCCGAGAGAUGCUGGAGAACCCCGAGGCCUUCGAGGACGAGCCAGAGAGCCAUGACGCGGUGGCAGUGGCGCCCCCCCCACCCCUCACCAUCAAGAGGGAGAGGGAGGAUGAUGGGGAGGGCGGGGCCACCGAAAACAGCAGCGAGCUCUCCCUGGAGGAGGAGGAAGACGACGAGGAUGACGACGGAGGGGACGAGGAGAGGGAGCGAGAGGUAGACAGCGAUGGAGAGGCCUGGGGGGGGCAAGCCCCCAUCCCAGAGGCAUCCAGGAAAAGCCACACGGGGCGGGGCCAGUGAACGACUAAACCUCCUUUCUCAAGACCACCAGUCCGCUCCCAUAAAAACCUGAAAAUCUCAUGAACUUCUGUUUAGGACUGAACAGAGAGAAGAGGCUAAAGGAACAGAACUAACUUUCAGACAAAAAGAUUGUCUGUUCUUGUCUGUAUUGUAAAUAGAAGUGAGAGGAAAUGCCAAAACAGAGAAACACACCAGCGCUGAGCAGCGGACUCCAGAAAAUGCACUCGCCCACAGUAUCACAGGUUCCUCCUCAGGGUGCAGUGCUUCAGGUAGCCACCAGAGGGAGUGCAAAUGGCACUUCUUUUUCUAAAAGAGAAAGAAAAAAUAUGAAACAACCAAACGGAACACUGAUAACUUGUUGUUGAUGCUUUUGAAAAAUCAUUUCUUUUUAUUGUUUUUUUUCAUAUGGUAUAUGUAUACACCCAUAUAUAUCUAUAUAUCUUUAUAUUUUUGUCUUUAAUUGUCAUUUAUGGUUUUUGUAUACUCUCAUGGUGUCCUUUGAAGAGCUUUCCAGUACAGAGAGAAACAGAGAAAGAGAGAGAGAGAAGUGACAAUUCACAACUGGUAAACCUCUGUGGAUUCUGGAGUCCAGACCCUCGGACGGGUUUUAGUUUGCUUCAUGUCAUCACAGACAGAAGCGGUAAUCAGCUCAGUGACCCAGAAUCUGUGACCCACACAAGAAUCGGAGGGAUAGGAAUCGAGGAUCGAUAUUACUCUUUCGGCUGCACAUAUCACGCGCCACUUAUGCCAUCUCAGCUUCGGUGCUAGAAUUAGCUCUCUUUUUUUUUCGCUGUGAGGCAUCAGGAUUUGUCGAUGUGGGGGACUCCAGUCAUUCACCCUCAUUAUGUUACACCCCACCCUCUGAAGUGAGUUCCUCCCCGCACUGUGUUUGCUACAUUCAGGGUGCCAAUAGAAACUUCUACUUUCAGCCAUAUCUGAACCACUUUUGUGGUCCUGUUGUGAGGCAGUACACAGUGUGAACGAGUUGCGGUGACACAACAGUGUGGGAGGAGAAUCUACAGAGCUGCUCAGAGAUCAUUGAUCAGUACAAAUCCAAGUCUCACUCUAACCUAGUGAUGCAAUGGAAUAUUUGUAGUGUAAGUACAUACACACAAGCAGGUAUGCAUGUGUAAACCCAAAUGUGUAUAUACAUGUUGAGGUGAAAAA
This is a messenger RNA of Megalops cyprinoides (Indo-Pacific tarpon), 3057 nucleotides long. It is a transcript of the gene rarga, whose product is annotated as retinoic acid receptor gamma a. Gene Ontology annotation, cellular component: transcription regulator complex; nucleus. The record is from RefSeq and is a predicted model, not a curated record. The transcript has 9 exons. Lineage: Eukaryota; Metazoa; Chordata; Actinopteri; Elopiformes; Megalopidae. Gene Ontology annotation, molecular function: zinc ion binding; nuclear glucocorticoid receptor binding; RNA polymerase II cis-regulatory region sequence-specific DNA binding. The coding region runs from base 373 to 1890 and encodes 505 amino acids. Gene Ontology annotation, biological process: cellular response to corticotropin-releasing hormone stimulus; regulation of transcription by RNA polymerase II; retinoic acid receptor signaling pathway.